AUGAGAUCACAAACACAACCUAGACAGCGCGUCACGAUGUCGCUUGCAUUAAUCUAUGGAGUUGGUGCCAACUUGCAGGUCAUGCAUCAGUCGACGCAAACUCACAUCGUGCAGCCGCGCACAGGCUGUCGCACUGCAGUCGCAGGAGACGAUUGUUACAUCAGAACGUCGUGGGCGAUGCAGACAGGAGUCCUAACAUUUCCAGAUUUGUUUUUCCCGUUGACCAACCAAUCCAGUUUCGAGGAUUUCCAGCGGCACCUGCACGGCAUGGCCAGAUUCGCCAAAGUGUGCCCUGAGCCUUGUGCGGCGCGGGCGCCGGACAUGUCGGCGCCAGAGCAGGUGCCUGCGUCGGACAGUUGCCACGCCCCCGUCGUGGGCGACGAGUGUCACAAGAGAGUGGUUUGGGCAAUGAAGACAGGCGUCGUAAAGUAUCUGGACCAGUUCUCUCCCCUGACAAGCAGCUCCAGUUUCGAGGAUUUCCAGCGGCAUCUCCACGGCAUAGCCAAUUCGCCAACGUGUGCCCUGAGCCUUGCGCAGCGCGGGCAACAGAGAUUUUAG
Molecule: messenger RNA, 558 nt
Organism: Prorocentrum cordatum
Lineage: Eukaryota; Dinophyceae; Prorocentrales; Prorocentraceae
Source: the annotation of a GenBank genome assembly